Oreochromis aureus is the source of this 1943-nucleotide messenger RNA. RefSeq lists its product as uncharacterized. NCBI's taxonomy places the organism in Eukaryota, Metazoa, Chordata, Actinopteri, Cichliformes, Cichlidae. Bases 105 to 1943 code for a protein of 612 amino acids. The transcript is spliced from 8 exons. The record is from RefSeq and is a predicted model, not a curated record.
GCGUGGGCGUGUUUGGGAGCUGCAGGUGUGUCCAGGUGUGGGUUCGUUGGGUCAGCAGAGGAUUUAACGGGACUUUGUGUCGGUUUGAGUUGUUUUAAAGGAGGAUGAAGACGCUGGUGGUGUUCCUGCUCCUCAUGAACGUUUCCCAGCAUGCCUCGGCUCUGGAGGUGUAUGAGGGGGUGGAGUCUGUCCUGCUGCUCUGCAAGGCCCCUUCUGUACCUCUGGACCCCACUCUGGUGUGGACUCGCCACGACCUCAGUCUUCCAGUCGUCCACCAGCGUAGCCUCACAGGAGAUGAACUGACAGACCAAAACCAGCGUUACAGGAGAAGAACAUCCAUGAAGACAGACUCUCUGAGGACCGGAGACUUCAGCCUCACUCUGAGGAACCCCAUCACCUCUGACAGCGGCACCUACACCUGCACCAUCACUGCAUUUGGAAACACACGGACACUGACAGCAGUAGAGCUGCAGGUCAAAGUGUCCCACCCAGUCUUCACCCUGGAGGUGUACGAGGGGGCGGAGUCAGUCCUGCUGCCCUGUCACAUCCCGUUUGUAUCUGGACCCACCACAGUGGUGUGGAGCCGCUACGACCUCAAUCCUCCAACCGUCCACCAGCGUCAGCAGGAAGAGGACGAGCUGACAGAUCAAAACCAGCGUUACAGAGACCGAACAUCCAUGAAGACUGACGCUCUGCAGACUGGAGACUUCAGCCUCACUCUGAGGAAACCACACAUCUUUGACAGCAGCAACUACACCUGCACCAUCAGAGUGACGGAAGAAGAACCCAGACUGACAGAUGUUCAGCUGCAGGUCAAAGAGCCGUACACUUUCCCAGCUGAGGCCUCGGUGAUCCUGGCUGUCCUGGCCGUCGCUGCCAUUGUGGGUCUUGGAGUGUAUUUAUGGAAACUCUUCUACAGAGUCCCCCAGGUGGAGGUGGAUUCAGGGGUGGACUCUGUUCAGCUGGCCUGCAAAACCACACAUCACCUGCCUGAAGACGCUAAAGUGGAGUGGAAGGACAGUAAUUUUGAAAAGGUCCACGUGUAUAAGAACGGCUCUGACCAGCCUGAAGAACAGCACCAGGUUUACAGAGACCGAACGAAGAUGAAUGAAGACCUGCUGAAAACUGGAGACCUCAGUCUGACCCUGGAGAGACCCACAGAUGGAGAAGCAGGCAAAUACACCUGCACCGUCUACAACAAGGAGAGAAAAAUCCUGCUGAAGAAAAGGGUGGAGCUGCAGUUCAAAGUCCCCCAGGUGGAGGUGGUUACAGAGGUGAAGUCUAUCCAGCUGCCCUGCAAAACUACAAUUCACCUGCCCAGAGACACAAAGGUGGAGUGGAUGGUCAAAAGCUCCAAGAAGGUCCACGUGUAUCAGAACGGCUCUGACUGGCCUGAAGACCAAGACCAGAGUUACAGAGGCCGAACAGAGCUGAGGAGAAACCUGCUGAAAACUGGAGACCUCAGUCUGACCCUGAAAUACCCCACAGACUGGGACACAGACACCUACACCUGCACCGCCUACAACAACAGGAAGAAGAUCCUGAUCAAGAAGGAAGUGGUGCUGAAAGUCAAAGUCCCCCAGGUGGAGGUGGAUUCAGGGGUGGAGUCUGUCCAGCUGCCCUUCAACACCACACUUCACCUGCCUGAAGACGCUAAAGUGGAGUGGAUGGACAAUUAUACAAGUUAUAACAACAGAAAGGUCCACGUGUAUGAGAACGGCUCUGACCAGCCUGAAGAACAGCACCAGGUUUACAGAGACCGAACGAAGAUGAAUGAAGACCUGCUGAAAACUGGAGACCUCAGUCUGACCCUGAAAUACCCCACAGAUGUAGACAACUACACCUACACCUCAGAGUCUGAUGGAUUUGAUGAGACCAUGAGAGCGGCUUCAGUUCCUCAUCAGAAAGAGUCUGACAGAAGCUCCUCCUCUAUACCCCAGUAG